Messenger RNA from Lytechinus variegatus (green sea urchin), 1201 nucleotides. Its product is annotated as pancreatic lipase-related protein 2-like. The record is from RefSeq and is a predicted model, not a curated record. The transcript is spliced from 5 exons. Gene Ontology annotation, molecular function: lipase activity. Gene Ontology annotation, biological process: lipid metabolic process. Bases 87 to 1112 code for a protein of 341 amino acids. NCBI's taxonomy places the organism in Eukaryota, Metazoa, Echinodermata, Echinoidea, Temnopleuroida, Toxopneustidae.
ACACAACAAAGAGGGUCAUUACCAAACAUCUUGAGUAAUUGCAUAUCUGUGAACAUUUAGAAACAUUUUAGGCAUACUUCAUUGCGAUGGAUUUCAUGUAUCUAACAUGCCUAAUCUGGCUUAGUUUUGUUUCAAGAGAAGUUUCAUCCGAAGAGAUAUGUUACGAUGACGUCGGUUGUUUCACCGAUGACGAUUGCCACUGGCUCGGUUUCCCGCCAAAAUCACCGCAAGAAAUCAACACGCGGUUUUUUCUCUACACAAGACGCAAUCCGGUCGAACCACAAGAGCUCAAGCGGGGUGACGUCGACGGUCUCCGAGCGUCGAACUUUGACCCUAGGAAGAAGACGAAGAUUUCCGCUCAUGGCUACACAGCUGACUCCUUUAGGCCAUGGGAGGUGGAUAAAAAGGAUGCAUUCCUUGAAGCGGAAGAUGCAAACGUCAUCUGUGUCGACUGGUCCGAAGGCGCCUCGGGUCUGUACAGCAAAUGCCACCAGAACGUCCGCGUGGUCGGGCGGGAGAUUGGUCUUCUCAUUCGUUUUCUGAACCUGGAGAUGGGAAUGUUCUACAAGGACCUCCAUGUCAUUGGGAUGAGUCUUGGGGCACACGCCGUUGGAUACGCCGGCGAAUUCCAACCUGGAAUUGCAAGAAUUACAGGUCUUGACCCUGCCGGUCCGUAUUUCCGUGACGAAGGUUUCGAUUACCGCAAUAACGGACCCCAGUGUCGACUUGAUCCGACGGACGCCAUAUUUGUAGACGUCAUCCACACAGAUGCCAACGACAUCACAGGAGCAGGUCAAAUGUUACAGCUUGGCCACCAAGACUUCUACCCAAAUGGAGGACGCAAGCAGCCUGGUUGCGACGGCCCCGACUUGACGUCCGGAUGCAGCCAUUCCUGGGCAUGGAGAUUAUUUACUGAUAGCAUUCGAUCCACAAGUUGCGAUUUUACCGCGUACCCCUGCCAGAAUUGGGCCCUGUUCGUCGGCGGUAACUGCCGUGAGUGCGGUGACCGCGGUUGCGCAAUCAUGGGCUACCAUGCCGACCAGAACACUGCAGUGACGGGAAAGUUCUACUUGACGACGAACGCAGAGAUACCAUAUUGCAUACCUGAAUGAGUAGCGUAUUUUCGAUACAGAUACCAAUGAUUUUUUUUUCUUUCAAAUUUUCAAUCAUGUUAAACAUCCCCUCUUCUGUGCUGCCGAAU